AUGGUUUUCAUGAAAUCUGUUGAUGCAUCGGAUAUUGUUAAUGAUGCUCAAAAUCUUUGCAACUUAUUCAUGGAUAUGGUUGCUUUUGCUAGUGCAGACAAUGUUGUCCACUUGUCUCCUUGUGCUACCCAUUGCUUAAAUUUGAUUUUAUCAGAUAUUGGCAAAAUAGAGAUUGUUAGUAGCUUAGCAACACGUGCAUCCAUGGUUUCAAAAUUCAUUUACAACCAUGUCUUUUUGCUAGCUUGGUUAAAGAAAAGAGAAGGUUGGACAGAAAUCAUCCGGUCUGGUGCAACACGGUUUGCCACUACUUUUAUUGCCUUGAAAAGUAUCUAUGAGCAUAAGCAUGAUAUUCAAGCUUUGAUAACAAGCAAGACAGUUGUAGAAUCUAGAUACUACUCAAAGGCAAAGGAUGUAACAAUGAUUGUAUUGGACAAUCAGUUCUGGACUAAUUGUAAAAUUGUUGUUGAAAUUGUAAAACCACUUGUGAGAUUGUUGAGAAUUGUUGAUUCUGAUGACCGGCCUUCACUUAGCUAUAUUUAUGAUGGCAUGUACAGAGCAAAAAGAGCUAUAAAGAAUACUUUCAGGCACAAAAAAUCCUUGUACAAGCCUUACACAAGUAUUAUUAAGAGAAGGUGGGAUUCUCAACUUCGACAAAAUCUUAAUGCAGCAGCAUAUCUCUUCAAUCCUGCUUUCCUUUAUGAUAAGAAAUUUUUUUUAGAAAGCCAGAGAGUUGCUAACAAGAAAAAAGCUUUGAACCCUGUUGAUUAUGAAAGUAUUGAUCAGAUUGAUUAUUCAGUAAUGGAAGAAGAUGAUUGUUCUUUGCUCAAUAUUGACGAUAUAGAACGAGAUCUCAUUGAUGAUGACACAGUGCUACCAAAAGCUAUCAUUCAUCAAGAGGAUGAGGAAGAUAAUGAGCAAAGAGGCAACGUGGCACAUGGUGAAGCUAUUGGUGGACUUGAUUUACAAUUAUUUUCUCAAGAGGAUGUUAAUAGCUUUAGUGAAGAUAUUGAUGCCUUUGAGCCUGCACAUGCUUGGAUUAACCAAGAUCCCCCAAUAUUUGAUAAGCCAUGA
Molecule: messenger RNA, 1071 nt
Organism: Prosopis cineraria
Lineage: Eukaryota; Viridiplantae; Streptophyta; Magnoliopsida; Fabales; Fabaceae
Exons: 4
Coding region: 1-1071 (356 amino acids)
Source: RefSeq, a predicted model, not a curated record